AUGUCCUGCUACGACCUCUGCCGCCCCUGCGGACCCACCCCGCUGGCUAACAGCUGCAACGAGCCCUGUGUCAGGCAGUGCCAGGACUCCCAGGUCGUCAUCCAGCCUUCCACCGUGGUGGUCACCCUGCCGGGACCCAUCCUCAGCUCCUUCCCCCAGAACACCGCCGUCGGAUCCUCCUCAUCAGCUGCCGUGGGCAGCGAACUCAGCGCCCAGGGAGUGGCCAUCUCCUCCGGCGGCUUCGGCUUCGGAGGCCUGGGCUGCUUCAACGGCUGGAGAGCCCGCUACCCCUGCUAA
Messenger RNA from Gallus gallus (chicken), 297 nucleotides. It is a transcript of the gene CBP6S1A, whose product is annotated as feather keratin 1-like. The coding region runs from base 1 to 297 and encodes 98 amino acids. Gene Ontology annotation, molecular function: structural constituent of cytoskeleton. The transcript has a single exon. Gene Ontology annotation, cellular component: intermediate filament. The record is from RefSeq and is marked provisional. Lineage: Eukaryota; Metazoa; Chordata; Aves; Galliformes; Phasianidae.